AUGUUUAAAUAUUUGUGGCUGUUAAUAGGACUACGGUCCCUAGUAAUGGGUGCACUUAAUCCGCCAGAACCGGAAGUUAUAGCACCAUUAGUGGUAGCUGCUCUAGAAAUUCUGGACGAACAGGUUAGCCCAUCGCAGAGCACGUUGUCAGUAAUGGAGCUGUCGGAAAAGGAUGAUCAAAUGGAUCAUCAUCAAGGGGAUCUAAUGACCAGGAUGAUCAAAGAGGUGGGCAUAUCGAUUGCAUUGAGAACAUUCCAGAAACCACCCAGUGAAGUUCCGGCUAACUAUGUUGUGUUUUUGGUUAACUCUGCUCAGGCCUUCAAUACGCUGAGUUUCAACUUUACGGAAAUGCAUACAACGCGGGAAUAUAACUUUCUGAUCCUGUUCACACGUCGGAUGUCCUCGCGAUCGGAAAGACUUCAGGUGCUCCGAGAUAUAUCCAGUACUUGUGUGGCCUUUCACACUUUAAAUGUUAUAUUGCUAACCCAAAAGAAGAACGGAAUGGUACUUGUUUACACAUAUCGUAUGUUUAAUAAGAACUGUGACCUAAGCAUUAAUCUGAAAUUGAUAGAUCGCUAUGAGAAUGGGUCGUUUUUGCAUGGUCACAAAGCUAGGUCAUUUGAUCGAGCUUUAAAUAGCCUUUCUGGUUGUCCACUCACAGUCAGUUGGUAUCCAUUGGCACCUUUUGUAUCGUUCAAGGGCAAUGCCAGUGAUCCGGAUGAAAGGACAGAAAUUUGGCGUUUAACUGGAAUCGACGGAGAGCUUAUCAAAAUGCUGGCGGAUAUCUUUCAUUUUCGAAUCCAACUUGAAGAACCAUGUGAUAAAUGUCUGUCGGCGGAUAUAAAUGAUAGUUGCAGUGGCUGUUUCGAUCAGGUGAUCUAUAAUAACUCAUCCAUAUUGAUUGGUGCUAUGAGUGGUUCACAUCAACAUCGAUCGCAUUUCUCCUUCACGUGCUCGUAUCAUCAGAGCUCAUUGGUUUUUAUCAUGCAUAUGAGUUCCCAGUUUGGAGCUGUGGCCCAGUUGGCGGUGCCAUUUUGUGCAACUGUAUGGAUGGCCCUGGUGGUUUCCGGUGUCUUUGUGGCUUUGUUUGUCUGGUUACGAACGAGAAUUGUAUAUGGAAUCUCGGAUUUAGCUAACCAUGGACUACAAGUACUUACCACUCUAAUGGGAAAUCCUUUGGAGGCAUGGAACAUUCCCAGAAAUAGCUGGAUUCGUAUAUAUUAUGCAGGCUGGUUACUUAUGGUCUUGGUACUGCGAGUUGUUUACCAGGGAAAGCUAUUUGAUUCUUUUCGAUUACCCUAUAAUAAACCAGUGCCCAGAGAUAUAUCGGAAUUAAUAAACGCUAAUUAUACAUUGCUUACCCAAGAAUAUUUGGACUUUUAUCCACGCGACUUGACUGUUCUGACUAGGAAUGGAUCCAAGGAUCGUUUUGAUUAUAUUCAAGGAUCAGGUGAGGAGGCCAAACUUACAACCACUUCGCUGAUUGCCACCAUGACGUACUACAAUCAAAUGCACUGGAGCACAAGUCGAUUGACCCACAUCAAGGAGCAUAUCUUUCUCUAUCAAAUGGUCAUCUAUUUGCGUCGCCAUUCAUUGUUGAAAAUAGCAUUUGAUCGAAAGAUUAAACAGCUUCUAUCGGCGGGAAUUAUUGGUUAUUUGGUGCGGGAAUUCGAUACCAGUCAGUAUGCAACACCCUACGAGGAAUACUAUGAGGUCUCACCGAUUCCUUUGGAUGCCUUCUGCGGUCUUUACUAUGUUUCUGCGAUUUUGCUCUCCGCCGCUGUAGUUGCUUUUAUUCUAGAGCUGCUUAGUCAAAGGAUUUAUUGGUUAAGGAGAUUUUUCGAGUAG
Messenger RNA from Drosophila eugracilis, 1848 nucleotides. RefSeq lists its product as uncharacterized. Bases 1 to 1848 code for a protein of 615 amino acids. NCBI's taxonomy places the organism in Eukaryota, Metazoa, Arthropoda, Insecta, Diptera, Drosophilidae. The transcript has a single exon. The record is from RefSeq and is a predicted model, not a curated record.